Messenger RNA from Hirundo rustica (Barn swallow), 2698 nucleotides. RefSeq names its product ankyrin repeat and zinc finger peptidyl tRNA hydrolase 1 (gene ANKZF1). The transcript has 16 exons. The record is from RefSeq and is a predicted model, not a curated record. NCBI's taxonomy places the organism in Eukaryota, Metazoa, Chordata, Aves, Passeriformes, Hirundinidae. The coding region runs from base 41 to 2245 and encodes 734 amino acids. Gene Ontology annotation, molecular function: protein binding.
AGCUCCGCUUCCGGGCCGGGCGGCGACGGGCGCGAUAGCGAUGCCGGAGAGUCGGUGCGUGUUUGAGGCCGCUCAGGACGCUGAGUUCCUGCGCGGGCUGACCCUUGUCACCGGAGUUGCCGCGGAUGCGGGUGCUGCCGAGCCGGCACCUGUGAGCCACGAGAAACCCGCAGCACCCAGCUGUGAAGAGAAGGCCCAUGGGGUCACCGAGGUUCCAGAGAAGAUGUGUUGCUUGACCUGCGGACAGGUGUUUGGGAGCCGGGAGGAGCAGACUGAGCACUACCGUCUUGACUGGCACCGCUUCAACCUGAAGCAGCGACUCCUGGGGCGCCGGACACUGCCUGCAGAAGUGUUUGAGGAGAAAACCCGCACAGGUGACGUUUCCAGCAUUUCAGGAUCCGACUCAGAUAGCUCUGAUGCAAGCAGUGAGUCAGAGCUGCUGCCCUCUGUCAGUGAUGCUCCCCGGAUCCCGCAGAUUCCCCGCUCCCACAAGGUGCUGCUCCGCAAUGCGAAGGGCCAGCUCAUCUCUGCAUACCGCUGCGUGCUGGUCACUGGGAAGGGUGACAUUGAGGAGCCGGUGGAGCUGACAGCAUCACUGCAGAGCCUCAGUGCAAGCACGUGCUGGGUUGUGCUGAUGAUGGGUGGCGGUCACUUCGCAGGAGCAGUGUUCCGGGGCCUGGAGGUGCAGGAGCACAAGACUUUCCACCGCUACACGGUGCGAGCGCGGCGGGGCACGGCCCAGGGCCUUCGGGAUGCCCAGACCCCAGGGUCAGCACCCAGAUCGGCUGGGGCCUCCCUGCGCCGCUACAACGAGGCUGCACUGCUCAAGGAUAUUCAGGACCUUCUGGCAGCCUGGGCACAGCACCUGGAUGAAGCUCAGCGCAUCUUCCUCCGGGCUCCUCGUCACAACCGUGCGCUGCUCUUCGGUGGCAGGAACCCACCCCUCUCCCGAGGGGACCCUCGCGUCUGCCACAUUCCCCUCAGCACCCGCAGGGCCACCCUGCGAGAGGUUCUGCGAGUCCACGCCACACUGGCCAGCCUGCAGGUGUACGGGAAGGACACGCCACUGGAGGACAUCACUGGGUCCCCCAAGAAGGUCUGGCAGAAGAGGCAGCAGAAGGCAGAGGUGGAUCCCCCGCAGGAAGACACAACGGCCCCAGAGGAGGAGGAAGAGGAGGAAGAAAGCCCUGCAGGGGAACUGGAGACUGUGGAAGUGACACUGGAGACCUUGGACCUCCGGGAGUUCGAAGUGAUGCCCAAGCGAAACCGCAAACGGAGGAAGAAGAGGGACAAGAAGGUGGAGAAAGGGCCUUGUGCUGAAGAGACUGGAUACCAGUGUGGGCAGCCUGGCUUGGAGCCAGUGACAGAGCUGCAGGGGGAGGCUAAGACCGGGCUGCUUCCCUGGAGCAAUGGAGGAGACCCUCAGACCCAGCUCUGCGAUACUCUGUUCACUGCCUGCAAGACGGGGGAUGUGCAGACACUGCGGCACCUCCUGGGUGUGCCAGAGAACGGGGGCCUGCCAAGGGACAGUGAGGGUGGGCAGUCUCUGGAUAUGGCCCGCCCCCUGCUGAACCAGCCCAUGGACGAGCGCGGCUGCACACUGCUUCACGUGGCAGCACGGGCCGGCAAGGCUGAGGCUGUGUGUGUGCUGCUGGAGGCAGGGGCAGACCCUGCCCUCAGGGACAGGCAGGAGAGGACCCCGUACUGCGUCUCUGCUGACAGACUGACCCGCAAUGCCUUCCGCAAGUUCAUGGUGGACCAUCCAGACAAGUACGACUACAGCCGUGCCAAGGUGCCAGGGCCCCUGACACAGGAGAUGGAGGCCAAGAAGCUGGAGAAGAAGCGGGCACAGAAAGCCCAGCGGAAGCUACGGGAGCAAGCACAGCGGGAGGAGCAGCAGCGCCGGGAGCAGGAGCAGGAGAACAAGCAGCGGUUUGCAGCCCUGUCUGACAGGGAGAAGAGGGCACUGGCUGCUGAGCGGAGGUUGGCUGCACAGCUACAGGACACCGGCACGACUCUUGCCAACAUCAGUGUCCCCUUUGCUCAGGGCCAGCUCUGCUCUUUCCUGCAGCCGCUGCUGGCAGUGUGGAGAGUCCCUGCUGGGACGGAUCCCCUUCCAUUACCUCGACUUCUCCUUCUGUUCCACGGCCUGCCUGCAAACCCACCGCCGGACCCAGGCUGGCCGCACCUAACGCUGGAGACUGCUGCCACCUGCCAAGGGCCAGUGUGGCGGGGACAUGGCUAAGCACUGGCUGUGCAGCAAGGGAGAGCCUGUGGAGCGAUGGUCAGAGGGACUGAGCCGACCACGUCGCUCUCCAGGGCAGCUCUGGCAAGGCUUUGGGCACGAGUAUUGCUCCGGGUGGUGACUCUGGCAAAGUUAAUCACUGAUAGGUCUCCGGGUGCUAGUGUGAGGGGCUGGGACUGUUCAGUGGCCUGGCUCCAGACAGGGAUCCUGCUGCCAGCUUUUCUCAUGGCUGCCUCUCAGGUUGCUGUCUGUAGGUGUAAGGACAGAUCGUGACACAUACAGACCCUGCAGCCAUGCCUGUGGACACCCCCGAGGCUGUGCUUUUACCUCUCCUCUCCUGGCUGCCAUCAGCAUCUCAGCCUUCAUGUUAGCAACUACAUCCUCUGCCUACACUGUCAAUAAAGAGGUGCCUUGAUCCCCAGGCCAUGGGGGGAGUCAGCACUGUCACUGGAA